AUGCUCUUUUGCAAAGAGAGAGAGGAGGAGCAGAGGAAAUCAUCAAAAGAGAAGCUUAGGAAAGAGAAAGUCAUUCUCUUUUUUCUAUCUGUCCGUUGCUACCGGUGGAUUUGCUAGCGUGCGCGGGGAUUGAGCGGCGCACCAGAAAAAAAAAGUGCGAACGGAAAAAAGGGGGAAAAAGGGUAGAGAAAGCGGACACUGCGCAUUUUAGCAACCCCAUCUUCCACGGAGAAGCUCGAUUUUGUAGAUUUGAGAGGUUUUCUUUGUCUGGUGAAAUUUGUCCAUGGCUGCUCCUCCUGCAAGAGCUAGAGCUGAUUAUGAUUACCUCAUAAAGCUUCUAUUGAUUGGCGAUAGCGGUGUGGGUAAGAGUUGCCUUCUUUUACGGUUCUCAGAUGGUUCCUUCACAACCAGUUUUAUUACCACCAUUGGUAUUGAUUUUAAGAUAAGAACCAUUGAGCUUGAUGGUAAACGGAUUAAGCUCCAAAUUUGGGAUACAGCUGGACAAGAGCGGUUCCGAACAAUCACAACUGGUAUGUGUUUUGGUCCUCAUAAUUCUAACAUUUCAAUCUUAAGGAAUGAGAUGGUGUUGUUACUUGUUAUAUGCAUGAGGAAAAUGAUAUGGUGGUGUGUUAUGACAUUGCGGUCAUCUACUUGGAGAUUUCCAGGCUGAGACCAAUUUGGCCUAAAUUCUUCCAUUCUUUUCCAAGUUUGGGAGAAGAAGAAAUAUCAGAGGCCUU
Molecule: messenger RNA, 737 nt
Organism: Theobroma umbraticum
Lineage: Eukaryota; Viridiplantae; Streptophyta; Magnoliopsida; Malvales; Malvaceae
Product: ras-related protein RAB1BV-like
Molecular function (GO): GTP binding; GTPase activity
Source: RefSeq, a predicted model, not a curated record